AUGGCAGAAAAACGAAAAGCAGAUACAAGUUUCUCAUCUAAUGAUGCGUCAGGACAUCUUGCUAAGCCAAUACAACUACUGGAUUCUCAUAAUGGAAAAGAUAAUUCUAGUCGGCCCACUGACAGCAGUGUUCCCCUACACACCUCUCUCUGGACAAAAGCUUUUAUCGAUAGACUAGGUGUUCGUAUUGUGUAUGAACAGUCUCCAGAGAAUAUUGUAAAAGAAUGGAGUUUGUCCGUCCUCUCUGAAAAGUACUUAGAUGAUAUCGAAACUAUGCUGCCUAAUGUUGAUUCUUGUUUAAAACAUUUGGACUUUGACUCUUUAGAAGACAUUUUGAUAGCGAUUAGAUCAGAUAGACUUCCAGUGGAUUUGUUAAAAAUAAUUAAACUUAAUACAGAUUUCCAGUAUCCAGGAUCACAUUUUGCAUCAUUUAGAGCUCGUGGUGAAGACUUUCUUUUUACUCUGUUAUACAUCAUUAACGAUAUUGAAGAAGAUGUUAUGGACUGGCAGUAUCAAAUUUUGUUUGAUAAAUUUCUUAAGAUGUUUGGAUUCACUGUCAUACAGCAACCCUUCAUGAAAACCAAAAAAUCACAGAUAAUGAGAACAACUGUAGACUCUCAGUCAUCACUGUUGUGUUACACCUCUGACCCUAGAAGACAAAGACCAGUAGUGGUGGUUUGUGAGGUGAAUAAUAAUGAAAUAUCUGAUGAGACAGCUGGAAAUCAUUCUCCUUCAAUGAAGAAGCAGAAAUCAUCCGUCUCAAUCAAUCCCAUUCUACCUCAUGUGAUUUCAGAUUCUCUGAUGGCAAAGCAUGUUGGAGAACUAUUCCUUCAUUUUGAUGAAUCAGUUUCACCCAGAGCUGUUUUGGGAAUGACUGUUCAGAGGACAGUGGUACAUAUUACAUUGCUUCAUGCACAAGAGGAUACCUUGCAAAAGAUAAGAAAUGCUGGCAGUGAGGGUUGUGUGUUUUAUGAUGAACAGGAAAAGAGAGCUCGGUUUUAUUACAGCAAACCACUGAACUACCUGAAGAGAGAUGACAGAAGGGAACUCGUGCGAUCCUUACUCCACAUCAUAUUGAUGCAACAGAGAUUUGAACAGUGAAGGGAUGUAGAAUUAGUUUGAUCAGUGCUAUGUCUCAAUUUAUUUGUUCUUUGUAGACUCCAAAAUUUUAAAAUUGUUCCAAGUGAGCUUGAAAGAUAAAGUACUGUGAAAUAAAAUAGAAAAACAGAGUCUGAAGAAUUUUUCAGAAGAGUGUGGAGAAAACAAAUUUCCAAAAACUUCCAAGGUACAAUUUGAAAAUAUAUACAUCCUAGCAUUAUUAAAUAGCAUACAUAUAUUUAAACCGGGAAUAUAUUCUUUUCUCUGUAAAAAUAAAUGAGCUUCAUAUGCAUUACAUUCAAUGCUUUUGUUGAUUUAUGAGGAGUAAUACUCCAAUUUGGGACGUAAUCAAAAUUUCCUUGAAUAACAAUUACUCA
Saccostrea echinata is the source of this 1475-nucleotide messenger RNA. RefSeq lists its product as uncharacterized. Bases 1 to 1101 code for a protein of 366 amino acids. The transcript is spliced from 5 exons. The record is from RefSeq and is a predicted model, not a curated record. NCBI's taxonomy places the organism in Eukaryota, Metazoa, Mollusca, Bivalvia, Ostreida, Ostreidae.